Messenger RNA from Passer montanus (Eurasian tree sparrow), 1804 nucleotides. RefSeq names its product family with sequence similarity 181 member B (gene FAM181B). NCBI's taxonomy places the organism in Eukaryota, Metazoa, Chordata, Aves, Passeriformes, Passeridae. Bases 1 to 1047 code for a protein of 348 amino acids. The record is from RefSeq and is a predicted model, not a curated record. The transcript has a single exon.
AUGCCUGUGCACCUGUCCCGGGCUGUGUGUGUACACCUGUCCCAGGGCGGGCGUGUCCAGGCCCCGGGGGUGAUGCUCGUCCCGCCCGGGUCGGUGCCUUGGUGGGUGCAGCCGGCCCGGCCCCCGGGCUCCUGGCGGGGAGGCGGGGAGGGCCGGGGCCAGCCCCGCUCUGAUCCCUCCUCCUCCUCCUCCUUCCCCGCCCGCCGCCUUUUCCCCGCUGCCGCCGCCGCCGCCCGCCGGGCGCAUCCCAGCGGACUCUGUCGGGACUCGGGGCGGCGGCGCUCGCCGCCGGCCAUGGCCGUGCCCGCCGCGCUGCUCAGCCCCCACCACCUCCUCUCCUUCUGCUUCCCCGCCGCCGGCGGGCUCCUGGGCUAUGCCGACCUGGAGAAGGGCUACGAGGGCGGCGGCGGCGACGCGGGGGACUUCAGAGAAGCCACCCGGGACCUGCUGAGCUUCAUCGACUCGGCUUCCAGCAACAUCAAGCUGGCGCUGGACCGGCCGGUGAAGUCCCGGCGGAAGGUGAACCACAGGAAGUACCUGCAGAAGCAGAUCAAGCGCUGCACCGGCAUCAUCGCCGCCGCCGCGCCGCCGCCCGCCAAGGAGCCGGAGAAGGGCGGCGGGGGCGGCGGCGCCGAGGCCGCCGAGUUCUUCGAGCUGCUGUGCCCCGAGUACGGCGCGCUGCUGCCCGAGCACGCCGCCCCGACCGACGCCUUCGGCGGCCGCCUGCCCGCCGAGCUGGGGCUGGAGCACGGGCUGUACGAGCUGCCGCUGCCCGCCGGGCCGCACCCGCUGCUGGGCGGGCUGCUGUACCCCGAGCCGCCCUGGAGCCCCGCCGCGCCCUGCAGCCCGCCCAGGAAGGCGCCGGCCGAGCCGCUGCGCCCCAUCUACCCCGGCGGCGCCGAGCCCGUGCCCGGCGGCAGCGAGGAGCCCGGCGGGCCUCUGCCCCCGGGGUUCGCCCCCUUCUUCCCCGAGUGCCCGCUGCCCCCGCCGCAGCCCCCCUACGACUUCGGCGGCGGGUACCACCGCGGGGGCUACCCCGGGCUGUAAGGCGGCCGGCGGGAGCGGAGCCCGCAGCCCCGCGGGGGCUCCCACACUCCGCUCCUGUGAGAGCCCCGCGGGCACGGCCCCCGCAGGAUUCACCCUCGUGCACUGCCAGUCUGCUCCUCCUGCGGUUUGGGCGCCGCUGCAAAUAAAAUGUGAAACUUUGGGUUUCUUCAGGUCUUUUUGUAGCGGCCGGUGCCCCCCUUUCAUCCUCCUUGCUUAGGGGCCAGGGCUUGGCCGCCUGUAGGCGGACGCGUUGCUGCACCUGUCAGCGAGGUGGGGACAGGGGCUGCGCUCCUCAGAGGCCGCGGGGACCACUCGUCAAUGAUUUCAGUCUACAUCUAAACCUCAUGUCAACACUUGAGGUGCGUUUAGCGUUUUUCCCAGGCUCACGUUUGUCACAAGUGCUGGCAGGUGUUCAGCUGAGGACACAAAGGCGAGAAAGCGAAGCAAAAUUAAAAAUGCUGCUACCAAAACUCAGUGUACUGAAAUUUUAACAGCGUCUUGUGGGAUCUUGCAAAAAGGCAAUUUACAGUGAUUCGUAAGUUAAUUGAUGGUGUAGGUUCGGGACAAAAAUGUACUGUAGCCACUGCGGCCAUGUGAUUCCUACAGACUGUUGGAUUUCUUCCAGGAAUGUGUCAAAGCUCAGAAAGCAAUGCGGCUCCGUCUCAUUAUGUACAGGAGAUUAUUUGAUAAUCAUUUAAGUUAUGUAAAAAGAGUCUAUGAUAGGUCCUAUAAAAAUAAAGCUACACAAUAGAUCCGA